Molecule: messenger RNA, 1556 nt
Organism: Branchiostoma floridae (Florida lancelet)
Lineage: Eukaryota; Metazoa; Chordata; Leptocardii; Amphioxiformes; Branchiostomatidae
Product: DBH-like monooxygenase protein 1 homolog
Exons: 10
Coding region: 15-1556 (513 amino acids)
Biological process (GO): norepinephrine biosynthetic process; octopamine biosynthetic process; dopamine catabolic process
Cellular component (GO): secretory granule membrane
Molecular function (GO): dopamine beta-monooxygenase activity; copper ion binding
Source: RefSeq, a predicted model, not a curated record
CACAUGAAAACACGAUGAAGAAACUACCACCUCUGUAUAAUAUAAUCAUAAUUAUAAUCAUAAAUGUAUCAACUAUAGUAACUGCAGCUGAAGAUGUGACCAGGCAUCAUGAGUAUCUAGACGAAGACGAGAAGUUUGUCUUGUUGUGGUCGUACGACGAAGACGAGAUCGAGUUCGAGACUCAAGUACAAACCAGAGGGUGGCUGGGCCUGGGCCUGUCCCCGAACGGAGGCAUGCCGGGAUCGGACAUUGUCAUCGGCUGGGUGAAGGAUGGACAAGCGUAUCUGACUGACCGUCAUGCAACGGAGAACUCGCUGCCCCCUGAGGACGAGAGCCAGGACUGGGAGCUUCUGUCUGGGUACGAGAACGACACCCACACCGUUCUCAGGUUCAAACGGAAGCUGCAGACAUGUGACGUCAGAGAUCGCGUCAUCAACAAAGACACGGUGCGUCUGGUUUGGGCGUGGAAUGAUGAAGACCCGGUCGAGGGCUCGGGACCAUCCGGACCGAGGUACCACGGUACCAACAGGGGUACCCGCAGUACCAUGUUGCUGAGGACUGAUGUACCGGAGACAACUCUGCCGGACAACGUACUGACGCACGACCUGACCAUGUCUAACUUUAUCAUUCCGGCAAAGCAGACGACCUACUGGUGUCAGAUAGUAGAGCUACCCAGAUUGGAUAGAAAACACCACCUGGUAAUGAUAAGUCCAAAGGUCACACCCGGAAACGAAGGCAUGGUUCAUCAUAUGGACUUCUACCUCUGCUACAAACCUCAAAACAUGACGGGACUCCCUCCCGACCACAACGGGCACGACUGUGCGGACCCCAACAUGCCCACAGACUGGAAUGACUGCUUCAUGGGCGGGAUGCUUGCUGCAUGGGCUAUUGGUGGGCUGAAUUUCACGAUGCCGGAACAUGUUGGUUACCCAAUUGGUGAGGAUGGCGGCAUAGGUUACGUGAUGAUGCAGCUCCACUAUGAUAACCCCCAACAGAAGGAAGGCGUGGUAGACCAUUCUGGAAUCACCAUACACUACACUCCCGAGCUGAGAGAGUAUGACGCCGGGAUCCUGCAGACAAGCGGAAGUUUUAGCCCGCUCCUGGUUGUGCCACCCGGACUACCGGACUACCUGGUGGAGUCCUACUGUGAACCAGAAUGCUUGAAUGCGUUCCUUGAAGAAUUGGGCCAGCCCAUCCAUGUCUUCGCAGACGUUUUGCACGGCCAUCUUCUCUCCGCCAAAAUGAGAACGAGGCUCAUCAGGAACGGGGUGGAACUGCCCGAAAUCGCCAGGGACGACAACUACGACUUUAACCUGCAGCUGACCAGGGUUCUGAAGGAGGAGGUGACCAUUCAUCAGGGUGACAUCAUUAUGACAGAGUGCGUGUACGACUCAAGUAACAGGAACAGUGUGACUUACGGAGGAUUGUCCACGGCUGAGGAGAUGUGUCAGAGUUUUCUGUACUACUACCCCAGGACGAACAUGACCGUAUGCUCCAGCACAGCACAUCCCAUGAAUACUCUCUCCUUCAUGGGUGUGGAGGGAAUUGACAAGUAA